Vespa velutina is the source of this 3551-nucleotide messenger RNA. It is a transcript of the gene singed, whose product is annotated as protein singed. Gene Ontology annotation, cellular component: cytoplasm; actin cytoskeleton. The record is from RefSeq and is a predicted model, not a curated record. Gene Ontology annotation, molecular function: protein-macromolecule adaptor activity; actin filament binding. Lineage: Eukaryota; Metazoa; Arthropoda; Insecta; Hymenoptera; Vespidae. Gene Ontology annotation, biological process: actin filament bundle assembly; establishment or maintenance of cell polarity; cell migration. The coding region runs from base 545 to 2119 and encodes 524 amino acids. The transcript has 8 exons.
CGGUCGUCGGCCCUCAGUAGCGCGACGAGCGUCGAGUCGCGUGUGUCGUUGUCGUUGUGUUCUUUCUCUUUCUCACGAGUACCUUUUUCUCUCGUCGAGUACGAAACAUACUUACCAAGUCGGCUUUCUUUCUGUCUGUCUCUUUUUCUCUCCUUUUCUAUUCUCUCUUCCUCUCACUAUUUCACGCGCGUACAUCCUCUCUUAAAAUCUCAAGUACAUACAUCUUCUCGAAAGAGCAUACCACGAAAGAGUAAGAGAGAGAGAGAGGGAGAGAGAGAGAGAGAGAGAGAGAGAGAGAGAGAGAGAAGAGCGGUGAGUAGCGAAGAACAAAGUGAUAUCUCUAAAGAGCGAAAGAACUCUUUGACGUUACAAACGUCGUCCUUUUACCAACCUACAAGUUUAAAGGACGCACGACCAUCUUUGCUUGCUUAUGAAUUUAUCUCGGAUUGAAGACAGUUUGGAGGCAUAUCGAUUUUGUGAAAGGGAGAAUCUUAGAGGAAAACAAACAAACGAAUCAUUUUAACUUUUGCUUAGGCUAAAAACAAUGCAGAGCAACGGUUCAGAGAAUAUGGGACCCGAAAAUGGCGUUGAAAAAUCUGGAUGGACGGUUGGAUUGAUUAAUGGAAAAUACAAGUACCUUACGGCUGAAACUUUCGGUUUCAAAAUCAAUGCCAAUGGAUCAAGUUUAAAAAAGAAACAAUUGUGGACUCUCGAAGGAAGCGAUCAACAAGUAUUUCUUCGUUCUCAUCUGGAUCGGUAUUUAGCCGUGGAUCAGUUUGGAAAUGUGACUUGCGAAACAGAAGAUGUUAAUGAUCCUGGCUGUGCUUUUCAAAUACAGAUGGCCUCUGAUGGAAGCGGACGUUGGGCUCUAAAAAAUAUCCAGAGAGGUUAUUUUCUAGGGUCUAGUCAAGAUGAGUUGAAAUGUACAGCUAAAGCUCCUGGUGAGCCAGAAUAUUGGCUUGUACAUCUUGCUGCCAGACCACAGGUAAAUCUUAGAUCGGCUGGAAGAAAACGUUUUGCUCAUUUAAGUGCAGCGCAAGAUGAAAUUCAUGUCGAUGCACCAGUACCAUGGGGCGAAGAUACUUUAUUUACUUUAGAAUUUCGUCCUGCAGCUAUGGCAGAUCAUGAUGAUGAUCAUGGAGAUCAUGUCAAAUCAGAAGGUGGACAUUAUGCCCUUCAUACUUGCAAUAAUAAAUAUCUUGCACGAGAUGGUAAAUUGUUAGAUAGUUGCACUAGAGAUUGUCUCUUUGCGGCAGAAUUUCAUGCAGGACUACUUGCUCUCAGAGAUAUCAAUGGUGCAUACUUGGCACCAAUUGGUAGCAAGGCUGUAUUAAAGUCUAGAUCUACAACUGUAACGCGCGAUGAACUCUUUUCUUUGGAAGAGUCUCUUCCACAGGCUUCCUUUGUUGCUGCUCUGAAUCAGCGAUAUGUUUCUGUAAAGCAAGGAGUCGAUGUAACUGCAAAUCAAGAUGAAAUUUCUGGUCAUGAAACAUUCCAACUAGAAUUUGAUCGUGUCACAAAACGAUGGUACGUACGUACCAUGCAGGAUCGUUAUUGGAGUUUAGAAGCCGGUGGUGGCAUUCAAGCUGCUGAUCACAAAAAGUCUUCAAAUGCUCUUUUUGAUCUUGUUUGGCAAGAGGAUGGCACAGUAGCAUUGCGUGCUAACAAUGGCAAAUUCGUAGCUACCAAACGUUCUGGCCAUCUUUAUGCAAAUGCUGAACUUACAAAUGGAAGUGAUUCAGAUGCUUGUAAAUAUUAUUUCUAUUUGAUAAAUAGACCAGUUUUAGUACUUCGUUGUGAGCAAGGCUUUGUGGGUCCUAAAAGUACAACUAGCCCCAAGCUUGAGUGCAAUAAAGCCAGUUAUGAGACAAUUCGGGUCGAACGAUGUGAACGUGAUAUUGUUAGAUUUAAAGGACAAAAUGGAAAAUAUUGGCAUGCAGAUAGUGAGGGAGUAACUGUGGAUUCUGAUGUACCAUCCGAUGGUUUUUACUUGGAAAUGCGCGAACCAUCUCGUCUUUGCAUUAAAUCUACUGAUGGUCGAUAUCUUACCGCAGGUAAAAACGGUGUUUUACGUUUAGGAGAAACAGAUUAUGAUUCUGCCACAAAAUGGGAAUUUUAAUGUGGCUGGUUUUGGAGAAACAUAAUCCAUCAGGUGUGAUUAUAUCUCAUCGUAUUUUUUACAUGGGAACGUAAGAACAAAAACUUUGUUCCUACUAUGUACUUAACCAAGAACAGUUUUGUAAACCUCACCGUAAAACGAAUUUACGACAUAUCGAUGGUAAACUAUCUUCAUGGGGCUACAAAAAAAGAUAUCGUAAAUUUGCAUAAAUCAAAGACUGACAGCUAUACUAACUGUGAAUUAUUAUGAGCCAAUCAUUAUUAUGAGCUUUUUUAUACGCAAUGCUUCAUUUUAUAUAAACUAUACAACCAAUUUAUCGCGUAAUAAGCUUUACUAAAGUAAAUAAUUUCAAUUGCGUCAACGCACAUUGACAAUACAUAUUUGAUAUUUGAUAAAGUCGUGUAUUAAAAGUGAGGAUGUUCUUUGUGGGUCAUUUAUAAGAUAUCUUUAAUACAGCUUUCCAUUUUUAAUAGCAUAUAUGCAUAUAGAUUAUCCAUAAUUUAAAUUAAGGGAAGUAUAACAGUAUGAACGUUCAUAAAUUGGUCAUAGGCCAGUCUUUGUUCCAUUACUGUUCUCUACCAAAAGCAUAUAUAUAAGAAUACUAAAUUAUAUCCCUUUCUUAGUAAGCUAACAUAACAAUUUCAAACUGAAGAUAUUAAAUAUUUGUUUGUGACGCUAAAAUGUGAUGCAUUUUAUAUAACACAUUUUACAUUUAUAAUACUUAUUAUUUUUAAGAAAUUGUCAGUUCUCACAAAAAAUAGACCAAUAAUUUCUUUUUAUUCGUAUAUCUUUAAACCCAAACUAAGAAUUAAUCUAUUUAGUAUUGUAUAAGUUCCAAAUUAUUAUUGAAAUUGACCAUAAGUAAUUCAAUAUUUAUAUAAAAAUUUAUGGCGUUUCAUCUUAUAAUAUGAGAAUUAUUCCUCCAAGUGCUAAAGAUUAUAAAUUUAUAAUUUUAUCUAACAAUUUAUUACUUGCACACAAAUUUGUGUAGCUUUCAUAAAAAAGAUACUACUUUUCGAAUCCCUUAUUAAAGUUAACAAAUAUAAUAUCUAUAUCUUAUAGCAAUACCAUGAAAUCAAAUUUGAUGAAUACACUUGAGGAAAAAAUGAUGAUAUACUAAAAUGUAAUAUGUAGGACUUACUUAUUGUCAUUGGUCAUCAAUUUAAACCUAUUAAGAACGAAUAUUGUAUAAGCAUGUAUUUUUAAUUGUCUAUGCAUUGCGCAAUAUAAAAAUUGUGUCUAUUUUUGCUAUUCAUUGUGUAAAAUUUUUACAAAUGUGCAGAUUUGUUUCUUUUUAAUUUUAAUUUUUUUUUCUUUUUUUAAAUACUGUAAACAACUAUCGAUACUUUAAACUAAAAUCCCAUAAACAAUUAAUAAUUUUAUUAAGGAUUAUUAACAAGAAUGUAAUAAACAAUUUUAUAUUGACUGAAAA